Molecule: messenger RNA, 1428 nt
Organism: Syngnathoides biaculeatus (alligator pipefish)
Lineage: Eukaryota; Metazoa; Chordata; Actinopteri; Syngnathiformes; Syngnathidae
Gene: tbcb
Product: tubulin folding cofactor B
Exons: 7
Coding region: 209-949 (246 amino acids)
Biological process (GO): post-chaperonin tubulin folding pathway; tubulin complex assembly; cytoplasmic microtubule organization
Cellular component (GO): microtubule plus-end; nucleus; cytoplasm
Molecular function (GO): microtubule plus-end binding; alpha-tubulin binding
Source: RefSeq, a predicted model, not a curated record
UUAUUGAAGCUGUUGGGGUGGGGGCUGAGUGCCGGAAGCCGGAAUUGUAGCUCCAAGCAAGAGUAACCAUACAACGGCAAGACCUGCGACAUCGCUUGGGAAAGCACAACAACGUGACUCAUAGAUUCACCACUUGGCAGAAAUACCACAAUUGCGGGUGCACUCCAAAGGCAAAUAUUUCAGAAUCUGAAUCCAAGCUGUUGAGAAGAUGGAUGGUUCAAUAAGUGUUGUUACCAAUCCCUCCGUUAAUGUGCGCCUUACAACCACCAUCUCCUCCUUCGAGGUGAAGAGGAGGUUUGAUAGAGGGAUCACCAUUGCAGAACUGAAGGGAAAACUUGAGAUGGUGGUGGGCGCCCCUGCCUCGAACAUGGAUCUGGAGUUGUACAGCACGUCGGACAAGUUAUUACAGAAGUUGGACGAUGACAACGCUUUGCUGGGCUCUUAUCCCGUGGAUGAUGACUGUAGAAUACAUGUUAUUGAUCAAAGUGGGGGGCAGUUAGGAGAGUUUACUGAUGUCAGCAAAGUGGAAAAGUUUGUUCUGUCGGACGAGGCUUAUGAAAAGAGAUCAGAGUCAGCAAGGUCCUUCAUGAAGAAGCAGUGCCUGGGCCGUUACAAUGAGGAGGAAUGGGCCAAGAAGAAAGCCAACAGCAUUGCUCGGGAGGAGGAGCAGAAGGCGGCUGCUGAUGCCAUUUCCGUGGGCAGCCGAUGUCAAGUGCAAGUACCUGGGCAGCCCACAAAGCUUGGCACGGUCAUGUAUGUUGGCACGACAGAUUUCAAGCCAGGCCACUGGGUGGGUGUGAAAUAUGACGAGCCACUAGGAAAAAAUGAUGGCAGUUGCGCUGGCAAGCGCUACUUCGAAUGCGAGAAGAACUACGGGGUGUUUGUGAAGCCCCUGAAUGUGACUGUGGGGGACUUUCCAGAAGAGGAUUACGGUUUAGAUGAAAUGUAGGACUGCAAGAUUUGAGAUGAUAGAACUUGUCGAUUUGGCUUUUUUCAAGAAGCCAUGAACCACAAAGAGUGACAUUUGAGUUGGCAAGGUUUUUUUUUUUUUUAGGUUUGAACUCCCUCAUGUUCAUUUCAAUGCAGCAGAAAUAAUGGAUGCCUAUACUGUACAUUCUUGAUUCUGCAGGAUGUGGUUGCACAUGGGAUUUUCAUUUGACUCCUGUGUGCACUUCAACAGUACCUUUUAAACACUAACCUAUCUUUAAUAUCCUUUUCUUCAUACCAGUGUGUGUCUAAACCAUGUCCUUUAUGUACAGUAUAUGCAAAUGUGCAUGCACCAAAGGAAGAUAUUCCUUUCCAAACAAGGUUUGUGUGUGUGGGUCUGUGUAAUUUGGCAUACAUCAGCUUCCCAUGUAGAUACAUUCUGUAUGUCUUCUUAUUUUUAUAUUAAUGAAUUCCUCUCAUUGAAAAUGUUUGCACUCUCAA